Molecule: messenger RNA, 2355 nt
Organism: Lactuca saligna
Lineage: Eukaryota; Viridiplantae; Streptophyta; Magnoliopsida; Asterales; Asteraceae
Source: the annotation of a GenBank genome assembly
CACACGUCUUGGAUUCAUUCACUUCGGAAGUCACGGUCAAACACCCCUAAAUCGAUUGUGUGUUUAAGCAUAGAAAUGGAAGCAAAAAACGGGAGGUUGGGAGCUAAAAACAGAGUUUGACGAUGAUAUAUUGAUAUUCAUAGUAUUAUGAUAUCAUAUGCCAUUUUUGUAAUCAGAAACAAGAAGAGGGAAAAUUCAAAUCCGAUUCUCACUUUCAGUUGUAAUUUCAGCAAUUUUCGGUUUCUUAAUCUCCAAAUUUCAAUUCAACACCUACCGGUUGCAGAUGAUAUAAUUAUAAAAUAAAUUUUCCACCAUCGUCAUCGUCAUCAUAAAUCAUCAUCAAGUAUAAUACCUACUACUAAGACUGACUUCUCCUGUAUUAUUCAAUCUCUCUCACUUCCCUUAUCCUUCACCCUUACUACUUCUUCCAUGGCGCAUGAUAGUGACCUCCCUUGCGACGGAGAUGGCCGGUGCAUGAUCUGCAAAAUCAGUCCACCGUUGGAAGAGACGCUUACUUGCAAGACCUGUGUUACGCCUUGGCACCUCAACUGUCUAUCUGCUCGUCCACAAACCCUAGCCGAUGCUGCCCAAUGGGAGUGUCCAGACUGUUCAAUUCUCAUCUCAUCUCACCCGCCUCCGUCCACAGUCACAUCGGGAUCUGAACCUUCCGCUGCGCUGAUUGCGGCAAUUCGCGCCAUCGAAUCUGAUGUCUCGCUCUCUGAACAAGACAAGGCCAAGAGACGUCAGCAAUUGCUGAGUGGAGGAGGAUCCGAUGAUGGUGAUAAAGCAACCAAUGCCAAUAAUGAGAUCGGCGUCGGCGGUGAUAGUGAUGUUCUGAAGCUUCUCAGCGGCAGCUUGAACUGUUCGUUUUGCAUGCAGCUCCCGGAGAGACCCGUCACGACACCCUGUGGUCACAACUUUUGCUUGAAGUGCUUUGAGAAAUGGGUAGGACAGGGGAAAAGAACUUGUGCCAUAUGUCGAACUUCAAUUCCUCCUAAAAUGGCAAGUCAGCCUCGAAUCAAUUCAUCACUUGUAAUAGCAAUCAGAAUGGCGAAGUUGACCAAGUCAAAUGCUGCUUCAGGGCCACCUAAACCCUAUUAUUCUGUUCUAAACCAAAACAGACCAGACAAAGCUUACACCACUGAUAGAGCAAAGAAGUCAGGGAAAGCCAAUGCAUGCAGUGGAAAGAUAUUUGUAACAGUUCCACCUGAUCAUUUUGGACCCAUUCUUGCAGAAAAUGAUCCUGAAAGAGGAACAGGUGUUCUUGUUGGUGAAACUUGGGAGGAUCGUAUGGAAUGCAGACAAUGGGGGGUUCAUCUUCCUCAUGUUGCUGGGAUUUGUGGUCAAUCUCAUUAUGGUGCACAAUCUGUUGCACUAUCUGGAGGAUAUGAAGAUGAUGAAGAUCAUGGAGAGUGGUUUUUAUACACUGGAAGUGGUGGGAGAGACUUGAGUGGAAAUAAAAGGACAAACAAGACACAAUCUUUUGAUCAGAAGUUUGAGAAAUAUAAUGAAGCUUUACGAGUUAGUUGUAGAAAAGGGUAUCCAGUACGCGUUGUGAGGUCACACAAAGAAAAAAGAUCUGCAUAUGCACCUGAAAAAGGCGUAAGAUAUGAUGGCAUUUACAGGAUUGAAAAAUGCUGGAUGAAACCUGGAAUCCAAGGUUACAAGGUAUGCAGGUAUCUCUUUGUUCGUUGUGAUAACGAUCCUGCUCCAUGGACAAGCGAUGAAAAUGGGGAUCUCCCAAGGGCUUUGCCUUCCAUUAAAGAGCUUAAAAAUGCAACUGAUGUAACAGAGAGAAAGAGCACUCCAUCUUGGGAUUAUGAUGUGGAAAAAGCUUGUUGGCUAUGGAAAAUAGCUGCACCAGAAAGUAGAAAGCAUACAGAUAAUGGAGAUGUUGAAGAUGGAAAUAGUACAAGGAAAGUUCGCCGUAAGACACAAACAAUGUCUGUAAGUGAACGGCUCCUGAAAGAGUUUUGCUGUUUUAUCUGUCACAAAGUGAUGAGUCUCCCGCUUACUACUCCCUGUGCACACAAUUUCUGCAAGUCAUGUUUACAGGAAGCUUUUGCUGGGCAAACUUUUAUGAAAGAGAGGACAUGUGAAGGGAGACGAACACUUAGGGCACAAAAGAACAUCAUGAAAUGUCCAUCAUGCUCUAAUGACAUUUCUGAAUUCCUCCAGAAUCCACAGGUUAAUAGGGAAUUGAUGAGUGUGAUAGAAUCGCUUCAGAGGCAGAUGAAAGAGACUGAGAAAAGUGAUGAUAUUAUAGCUUUAGAGGGAGUCAAGGAUACUGAUGAUGAUAAAAAUGUAUUAGUUGCAGAAACUUCACAUAAAAGCAUUAAAAGCAAAGUUUAUUAG